Sabethes cyaneus is the source of this 1862-nucleotide messenger RNA. It is a transcript of the gene TfIIEalpha, whose product is annotated as general transcription factor IIE subunit 1. Gene Ontology annotation, cellular component: transcription factor TFIIE complex. Bases 591 to 1862 code for a protein of 423 amino acids. The record is from RefSeq and is a predicted model, not a curated record. The transcript has 3 exons. Lineage: Eukaryota; Metazoa; Arthropoda; Insecta; Diptera; Culicidae. Gene Ontology annotation, biological process: transcription open complex formation at RNA polymerase II promoter; transcription initiation at RNA polymerase II promoter.
UAGUGUUUGACAUUUGCUCGUGAGCUAGAAAAAUUACAAUUUUUGACCGGUUACUGUGCCUAAUUUGUAUCGAAAAGUUAUUCGCUUGGUAAAUAAUAGUGGUCUUUACCGGAAUCGCCUACAACCAGAACACGAACUUUAUCUAUGGCGGCCAUAAACCGUAAAGUUAUUCAGUGAUUAACUCCAACCUAGCUCCAGAGGAAGAAAAACAACACUGCUUCAAGCAGGCACCGUCGUUUCAUCGGUGGAAAUUUGUGAGAGAGCGGGAGAGUACGAUAGACGCGUGAAGAUUCAUUUGGUCGACAGAUAAUCAACAGUCUCUGCUGUGCUGUCAAUCGACUUCGGGAACACUUCGGCUUGUUUGUGUUCAUGCGGAACCGGUUCUAAAGCAUAUCGAGGGUGUAUGCGAGAAAAGGAAAGCAAGACCGCGAAGUAGAUGCUUGCUAUAGCUCGGAUGAAUUAGUCUCGUCUCAAGCCGAAUAAAUUCUGAGGACGCACCCCAACACGUGUGUGGGCGGGUUGUUCACUACAAUAUUUCCUUAUUUUAUCGUCCUAAGUUAAACUAGUACUUUUCGAACGACCAAGCCAGCAUGAGCGAUCAACGGUACGUAACGGAAAUACCGAGCAGUUUGAAGCAGCUCGCACGUUUCGUUGUGCGAGGCUUCUACACCAUCGAGGAUGCACUGGUGGUGGACAUGCUCGUUCGUAAUCCCUGCAUGAAGGAGGAUGAUAUUUGCGAGCUGCUGAAAUUCGAGCGAAAGAUGCUGCGCGCGAGGAUCUCGAUUCUGAAGAAUGAUAAGUUUUUGCAGGUCCGGUUAAAGAUGGAGACCGGUCCCGAUGGAAAAGCACAAAAGGUGAAUUAUUACUUCAUCAACUAUAAAACAUUCGUGAAUGUUGUCAAGUAUAAGCUAGAUCAUAUGCGAAAGCGUAUGGAAACAGAAGAACGUGAUGCUACUAGUCGCGCCAGUUUCAAGUGUCCUUCCUGUGAUAAAACUUUCACCGAUCUGGAAGCGGAUCAGCUGUUCGAUUUCGCUACCGGUGAAUUCCGGUGUACAUAUUGUGGAAGUACAGUAGAAGAGGAUAGUUCUGCAUUACCGAAAAAGGAUUCCCGCUUGCUGUUAGCCAAAUUCAAUGAACAGUUACAACCUUUAUAUGAUCUGCUAAGACAAGUUGAAGAUAUUAAGCUUGCUCCAGAAAUUCUGGAACCAGAACCUGUCGACAUAGACACCAUUAGAGGUGUCGCGAAACCAACAAAUCGGAUUGCAACGGAGCAAUGGUCUGGGGAAGCUACACGUACCAGUGGUUUUGCAGUGGAAGAAACACGCGUGGACGUCACAAUCGGCGAUUCGGAUGCAGUGGAGACUACAACUCAGCGAAAGGACCGCCCUGUAUGGAUGACUGAAUCUACUGUCAUUUCAAACGAGAUGGACGAAAACUCUGUGGAGUCGAUUCUAGAAAAGGCUGCCUUCACAUCCACACAACCUCCGGCGGUUACGAACAGUACAACCGUAAUAUCCUCUGCACGAAAUCGCAGAGAAGCCGAUGAUAUAAUGUCGGUGCUACUGCAGCACGAGAAACAAAGCUCACGCAGUGCAACGAACGAUGCCAUUAAAGGACUGGGUAUGAACAAUGAUGCUAGCAGUGAUAGCAGCGAAGAUGAAAGAGAUAUCGACAAUACGGAAAUCCCCACGGUGGAAAUUAUGGACACCGACUCGGAUGACGAUAUGCCAACAGUAACAGUAGCCGGUCGACCGUAUCCCUUGGACGAAAUCAACGAUACGCUAAUAGCGGAAAUGACGCCACAGGAGAAGGAAACCUAUAUCCAGGUUUAUCAGGAUCAUUUUAGUCACAUGUAUGAUUAG